Molecule: messenger RNA, 489 nt
Organism: Acanthoscelides obtectus
Lineage: Eukaryota; Metazoa; Arthropoda; Insecta; Coleoptera; Chrysomelidae
Source: the annotation of a GenBank genome assembly
AUGGCGGUCAAUUACCUAACGAGCGUGCCGAAGCUUGUUGGUUGCGAGAACUAUGAUGAGUGGUGGUACGCCGUGAAAAAUGUGUUAGUGCUUGAAGGAUUGAGCAAAUGCAUCGACGGCAGAGAACAGGACACCACGUUGGUUAUGAAAGCCAAAGCCAAAUUGAUUUUAACCAUUGACCCAUCCUUAUUUCCGCAUGUGAAAGAUGCGAAAACGGCGCAAGAAGUUUGGUCGAAGUUGAAAAAUCUGUAUGACGACAGUGGCUUUAUGAGGAAAAUUGGGCUCCUGCGAACGUCAAUCUUCGCCAGACUAGAAAACCAUGAUUCUGUGGAAACCUACACAAAUCAGAUUGUCGAGACGUCCAAGAAAUCAAGGAGGGCAGGUUUAAAGAUAGAUGAAGAGUGGAUUGGAUCUCUUCUUUUGGCUGGACUCCCGGAGAAAUUCGCGCCCAUGAUAAUGGCGGUAGCCAGAUUACAACAGAUUCGAUAA